AUGUUCCCAUCCACUGCACCAUGCCGGCUCAAGCUGGACCUCAUGCAGUGGUCCGCUCCGUGGCGCUUGGUGGGUGGCUCAAGCCACUGGUGUUCCGCACCGCGGACUUGGAAGCCUCAUGGCCAUGCUACCUAUCCUGCAUCUAUUUGCACUUGGCAAGCAAGAGAGGUCUUCAUUUGUCGCGUGGCUUGUGCAGCCAGAGGCCGUCGCAGGAGAGGGUCCUCACAGCAAGAGUUUGCAAGGUGGCGUCAAAAGAAGAAGCUUCGAGCAGAUUUGGAAGAUGUAGCUGAUUUAGCAAAAUUUUAUAGCUAUUUCAGAUUUUUUUCGUGA
Molecule: messenger RNA, 330 nt
Organism: Durusdinium trenchii
Lineage: Eukaryota; Dinophyceae; Suessiales; Symbiodiniaceae
Source: the annotation of a GenBank genome assembly